AGCCAGCAAGCCAGCUGCGAUUACGGCUUCGCGUUGCAAGUGACAGUGCGGCCGGUGGCGAUGGAGGACGGCUCCCCACGGCCCGCUGCUAGCGACAGGCUGCCGACGGUUGGGCACUCCCGGCCACUGCACGUCCGCACGCCGUUACUGGAGAGCCUGCCGCUUUCAGAGAUCUACGGGCAGCGGGUUUAUCUCAAGAUGGACAACGUCCAGCCGUCGGGAUCCUUCAAAAUCAGGGGCAUGGGCGCCCUGUGCCAGGACGCUAAGCGCAAAGGUGCCUCCAAAGUGGUCAUAGCUUCCGGCGGCAAUGCUGGCAUGGCGGUGGCGUACGGUGCGCGCCAGCUGGGAAUGGAGUCCGUGGUAGUUAUCCCUCACAACGUGCCACGUCGCAUGGUCGACAAGCUGCGUCUUGAAGGGGCUCGCGUCGAGGUGCAAGGCAACAGCUGGGACGAUGCCGACGAACGAGCCAAGGAGAUCGUCGCCGUCCAAGGCGGCUAUUACUGCCACCCUUUCGACCAUCCCCUGAUAUGGGCGGGCAACGCCACCAUGGUGCCGGAGAUGAAGGAGGACCUGGUCGACCAGGUGCCCGCCGCCGUUGUGGCCUCGGUCGGUGGCGGCGGACUGGUGUGCGGCCUCUCGGACGGCAUGGAAGCUGCCGGCUGGGCGCAGGUGCCUAUCAUUGCCGUCGAGACGCGAGGCGCCGACUCCUUCCGGGCCUCACUGCGCGCAGGCAACCAGGUCACGCUGCCCAGGAUCACCAGCAUCGCAGCGGCCCUGGGUGUGCGCAAGGUGUGCACCAGGAUCCUAGAGCUGUACAAGACGCGCAGCAUCUUCUCCAUGGUGCUCUCCGACCGGCUCGCUGUCGACGCGUGCAACCGGUUCGCCGACGACCACCGCGCCCUCGUGGAGCCCGCGUGCGGCGCUUCGUUGGCCGCCGUGUACGCAGCGCGGGUCACCCAGAUGCGCUGCCAGAAGAGGCUCGACCCGGCGAGGCCUCUGGUGGUCGUCGUGUGCGGAGGAAGUGCUGCCUCCCGGCAGCAGCUGGAGGAGUGGACCAAGUCGGUCGCCACCGGGGCAACCAGUCCCCUCGACAGAGACCACUCGGGCAUCGACUGAGUCGGCGCCGCUUGCGCGCUUCAGGUCGACUUUGAACGCGCCCGAUGCGUUCGCUGGAGCUCUUAUAUCGAUCAAGAUUUUUCGGGCGAAAUCUCCUUGCCGUUAUACGAGGCGUUAUUUUUUUAAAAAGCGGUGACAAAUGUUUCUAUUAUCAUAGAACGCUGCCACCCAACAUUCGCGCUGCGUCUACGAUUUCCUUCCUCUGUAAGUACAGAGAAAAUAAAAGAGGAUAUUUACGGGCUA
Messenger RNA from Dermacentor andersoni, 1359 nucleotides. RefSeq names its product Serine racemase (gene Srr). The record is from RefSeq and is a predicted model, not a curated record. Lineage: Eukaryota; Metazoa; Arthropoda; Arachnida; Ixodida; Ixodidae. Gene Ontology annotation, biological process: L-serine catabolic process; L-threonine catabolic process. Gene Ontology annotation, molecular function: threonine deaminase activity; L-serine ammonia-lyase activity; pyridoxal phosphate binding.